AUGGCUCUUAUUCGUGUUCCGGAUACAGCAUAUCGCUUCGACAAUCUCUCGCAAGAACCUUACAGAGAACGCGCCUUCCGGCUGUUCGUUCUUCACCCAGGCUCAUUGAACAGCGAACUUGAAGGCGACAUUGUGACAUGUCGUUUAAGAAAAGCAAACAACAGUACUGUGGUCAUCGAUGCCGCUGACCCAGGCGAGUACGAGGCUCUAUCUUACAACUGGGGGCCGGUCACAGACAACGAUCCCGUGGUCAACGUACACGACGCAACGGUCAGCAUCACGAACAACUUAGCCUCCGCAUUACGAGCAUUGCGACAUCCGAGAUCAAAGAAACGAAGACUAUGGAUUGAUGCAUUGUGUAUUGAUCAGAAAAAUCAAGAGGAGAAGAGCUUGCAGAUCUCUCACAUGUCCAUCAUUUUCAACUCGGCAACCGCGGUUCGCGUGUGGUUGGGACCUAAUGACAGCGACUCCGAGCUCGCCUUUGAGUUUGUACGCAAAUGUCUGGCUAGCGAUGUGUUUGACGGGGCUAUGCGCGAUCCACACGUAUCCAAGGAUAUCAAAGCUUUAGUUUCGCUCAUGAAACGGCCUUGGUUCAGCCGACGAUGGAUUGUACAAGAGAUUGCUGUCGCCCGGACGGCAACGCUUCAUUGCGGCAAUCAGGUCCUGCAAUGGCAUGAGUUUGCCGAUGUCAUCUCACAAUUAUCGGCCAGAUUGUUUGAGAUGAAAGCACUGUUCAAGAAGUCGCCAGAGUUCAACAAUCACGCUGAUUACCUGGGCGAUAUUUCUGAACUGGGAGCUAUUCGUUUGGUCGAAUUGACAGACGACCUAUUCCACAAGACGGAAGACAACAAGAUCCGUGACAAAAAUUUCUCGCUUGAGGCUUUGAUGUCGACAAUGUCUGCUUUUGAAGCUUCGGUUGCUCAUGAUAUAGUUUAUGCUAUUUUGUGGCUGUCGAAUGAUGCUUUUGGUGUGGCAUUUCGACGCGAUCAGAGUUCGCCUCCUUCGCCUGCGAUGCCUCCUGACACAUCAGAUCAGCCAUCGAUAGACGCCCAGCUCAAGAGGUCACUGACAGACAUCAAUCAAAAUGGCGUCAAUGGUGAUAACAUCUCCAAAAGAAGAAGGGGUGAGGACAUUCCCUUAAUUCAGAUAAGCGGCGUCGCUGCAAAAGCAGAAGAUGCAAAACAGCAGUACCUUCUGCAAGACAACAAUGCACAAACAAUGACAAUCAUCGCGGAUGCCGCUUAUUGUUCUUCGCCGCCAGCUGACACAACCUCGGCCACAUCGCCCUUUCCUAACCUCUCAGACUUACCAUCUGAACAUAUGGUGCAAGACCACUCUCAACACUUUGUACCAGUGCAGCCCGCUCCGUCUCCAUUGUUGCACCAGGAUGGAAAUAAUGGCAAUACAUUGCAGCCCAUCAGCCCAUUGUCCGUCAUCAGGCGUCUCGGCCGCAGCAGAACCCUCUCAGACGCCAGGAGUCAAGGAGANAAAGAGCAGAUCAUAGUCGCCCGCCUCUCAAACGGAUUCCAACAACGCAGAAUCUACCUCGACUACAGCAAAUCCAUCUUCGAAGUCUGCCGCGAGGUGCUCGAAUUCGUUAUGUCUAGGCCUGAAGCAACUCUGGAUAUCUUAUGUCGACCUUGGGCGCCAGAUGACCCGAAUGAUGAAGCAUUUCCCUCUUGGAUACCAAGAUUGAGCAACAGAAUCGCUUUCAAACCAAACCGCAGAGGAAAAUACCAACGCGUCAAUGCAAACCCCUUGCUGGGAAAAUUCGACUUUAGCGGUCCGCCAUAUAGAGCCUCACACAACCUUACCGUCUUCAUGAGACCUACUUUUCCUCGCGGCGACNNCCCCCUGCGCGAAAGGAGUUUGCUCGUCAAUGGUUUGGUCUUGCAUACCAUCCAACCUUACGAAAUAAAAUCAAACGCCACUUCAGGAACCAUACCCGCAGACUGGCGCGAAGCAGCUCAAUGGCUCGAAACCCUUCCGCCUGAGCAAAAUCCCCCGCCCGAUUCUUUCUGGCGCACCUUGGUCGCAAACAGAAAUACACAUGGCAGAAAACCUCCUUUGUAUUGGCGAAGAGCAUGUUCUGAAGCCUUCCAAGAAGCCCCCAAAGACGAUGACUUAGAGACCUCGUUGGUGCUGAGCGGCAACCCUGCCUCUUCAGUCCGAGAGUUUUUACACAGGGUUCAAGAAGUGGUGUGGAACAGACGACUAGCACGGAUUACUCUAAAACAUACAGGAGUGGUGACGUUGUGUCUGGUGCCCAAGAACACACAGCCAGGAGACGCGAUCGCAUUGCUGUAUGGCUGUAAUGUCCCUGUUGUAUUGCACAGCCACCACGCAAAAGAUAGAGGUGAUGCAAAGUUGUAUCGUAUGUUGGGCGAGUGCUAUGUCCAUGGCAUGAUGGAUGGCGAACUCAACAACUAUCGCAAGACCAUGCCGAAACCAAUGCUGCGGCAAAUGGAGAUGAUGUUUGAACUCGUGUGA
Messenger RNA from Aureobasidium musti, 2490 nucleotides. NCBI's taxonomy places the organism in Eukaryota, Fungi, Ascomycota, Dothideomycetes, Dothideales, Saccotheciaceae. The record is from the annotation of a GenBank genome assembly.